Gopherus evgoodei (Goodes thornscrub tortoise) is the source of this 3211-nucleotide messenger RNA. RefSeq names its product peptidylprolyl isomerase domain and WD repeat containing 1 (gene PPWD1). Bases 1234 to 3012 code for a protein of 592 amino acids. The transcript has 11 exons. Gene Ontology annotation, molecular function: protein binding; peptidyl-prolyl cis-trans isomerase activity. Gene Ontology annotation, cellular component: ciliary basal body; centriole. NCBI's taxonomy places the organism in Eukaryota, Metazoa, Chordata, Testudines, Testudinidae. The record is from RefSeq and is a predicted model, not a curated record. Gene Ontology annotation, biological process: cilium assembly; protein peptidyl-prolyl isomerization.
GGCCCCGGUCGGGAAGGAGUGCGGUGCUGGAGCGAUGGUAAACGCCUCCGAAACACUUGCACCGCUGGCAUUUCUGAGAGGACAGAGUCAAAACUGCCCCCAAUCUGGCUAUGAUCCAGCCUCGUGCCCAUAAUGAGUAGCUCCUUCUCCUCUUAAAAGUAACAAAAGUACGUUUGUUUUGUUGUUAUAAAAGGUGAUCGGGAAAACGUUGUGCCCCAACUGGUGAAUUUACAUGCCAGUGCUGUAAAGUUUGUUGUCUUCGGUGUAGAAUUGGCUAAGAGCAGUACCUGGAUAUGUGUUUUGUCAAAGAGUGGUUUCUCCUUUAUUCAUGCAACAAAGGCAAAUAUUUAAGAUGCUGCAUUCUCUGACUUGUUUUGAAGGUUGCACAGCACAAGAACUUGAAACUUUUUCUUGUUCUAAAUCUCACAUGUGUCUCUUGGCCUUAAGAAAGAGGGUUAUAGGAACAGAUAUUUCAAGAUGUCACUCACUAUGGCUUUGAUUGUGCAAACAGGCACAAUCGUAGCUUUACUACCACGAGUAACCCUGCUAUUCACAGUAUGGAAGUUAAGCAUGUGCACUGAGGCCUGCAGUUUGAAAUGCUUUCAUUUAUGAAGAUUAAUUACUCCUCCACCCAAAAGAAAAAGCUUAACUUCACUACAAGGAAGAUCACAUUUUAUUUGUAAAGCUAGGGUAAAGCAACAGACAUACUUCUUGGAGAACACCUGCAUGAACAGAUUCUUUACAAAGCUUAAAAUCUCAAAAAUAGACAACUACUGGCAAUCAGCUGCUUGUUAUUUUCUUGCUACAGUUUUAACAGAGUUGCCUGAUUGACAUCUCCAUCAUGGAUUCUGCCAUAAUACAAACGUGGAAUUGACUCUUCAGCCGCACACAAGCCUACUAAAUUAAAAAGCAAUGAGUGCAGUAGCCUCCAGCUAGACAAAUAGCUACAGUUGUCAUUUAAGGAGUUGGACCAUAAAGAAUCUGAUUCUUUUUGCAGUCUGUUAAUGAAAUGGGUAGAGAUGCAAUUGUUAGAUCUUAAAUAGUGACAUACAAAUGAUGAGGCUGAUUUAGUUGCUUAAUGAAAACCACCAAAAAUGGAAGGAGAAAGAUGAUUUAAAAAAAAAAAAGGAACUUUCAAGAUAUGUACUUGCCCUGUUCAAUAAUUGUGUGAUAUCAUUGUCACAUUUUUCUCUCCUUUCCUUUUAGUCUGUUUAUGAAUCACACAUUUUUGUCAUGUCAAACUUACACUGCAAACUCUACAGGACAGUCCUUGAAUUUGAACAUGUCUACCUUGAAAAUCUUCCGAGUGCUUCAAUGUAUGAACGCAGUUACAUGCACAGAGAUGUCAUUACACACGUAGUGUGUACUAAGACAGAUUUUAUCAUAACUGCCAGCCAUGAUGGACAUGUCAAAUUCUGGAAGAAAGUAGAAGAAGGGAUUGAAUUUGUUAAACAUUUUCGUAGCCAUUUAGGGGUCAUUGAGAGUAUUGCAGUUAGUUCCGAAGGGGCAUUAUUCUGUUCUGUUGGGGAUGACAAAGCAAUGAAGGUGUUUGAUGUAGUGAACUUUGAUAUGAUCAACAUGCUGAAACUUGGCUACUACCCUGGCCAGUGUGAAUGGAUAUACUGCCCUGGAGAUGCCAUAUCUUCUGUUGCAUCUUCUGAGAAGAGCACAGGAAAGAUAUUCAUAUAUGAUGGUCGAGGAAAUAACCAGCCACUUCAUGUUUUUGAUAAACUCCAUACAUCCCCUCUUACUCAGAUACGGCUGAACCCCACCUACAAAGUAGUAGUGUCUUCUGACAAGUCUGGAAUGAUUGAAUACUGGACUGGGCCUCCUCAUGAAUAUAAAUUCCCAAAAAAUGUGAACUGGGAGUAUAAAACAGACACCGAUUUAUAUGAAUUUGCUAAAUGUAAAGCUUACCCAUCCAGUAUAUGUUUCUCACCUGAUGGCAAGAAAAUGGCCACUAUUGGUUCCGAUAGAAAAGUUAGAAUUUUCAGGUUCUUGACUGGGAAGCUUAUGAGAGUCUUUGAUGAAUCCCUGAGUAUGUUUACUGAGCUGCAACAGAUGAGACAACAGCUGCCAGACAUGGAGUUUGGCCGACGUAUGGCUGUUGAGCGUGAGUUGGAGAAGGUGGAUGCAGUCAGGUUAAUUAACAUAAUUUUUGAUGAAACUGGACACUUUGUGCUCUAUGGAACAAUGCUGGGUAUUAAGGUCAUAAAUGUAGAAACUAACCGGUGUAUUCGUAUCUUGGGCAAACAGGAAAAUAUCAGGGUGAUGCAACUGGCUUUGUUCCAAGGUGUAGCAAAGAAACAUCGUGCUGCAACCACUAUAGAGAUGAAGGCAUCUGAAAACCCUGUACUCCAGAAUAUCCAAGCAGAUCCAACAAUAGUCUGCACAUCUUUCAAAAAGAACAGGUUUUACAUGUUUACUAAACGUGAGCCAGAAGAUACAAAGAGUGCAGAUUCUGACAGAGAUGUAUUUAAUGAGAAACCAUCUAAGGAAGAGGUCAUGGCAGCCACUCAAGCUGAAGGCCCCAAAAGGGUUUCUGAUAGUGCCAUUAUCCACACAAGUAUGGGAGAUAUUCAUGUCAAGCUUUUCCCUGUUGAGUGCCCCAAAACAGUGGAGAAUUUCUGUGUACACAGCAGGAAUGGUUACUACAAUGGGCACACAUUUCACCGUAUUAUCAAGGGUUUUAUGAUUCAGACUGGUGAUCCAACUGGUACAGGAAUGGGAGGUGAAAGCAUCUGGGGAGGAGAAUUUGAAGAUGAGUUUCAUUCAACUUUACGACAUGACAGACCCUACACACUUAGUAUGGCAAAUGCAGGAUCAAACACCAAUGGUUCCCAGUUUUUCAUAACAGUGGUACCAACUCCUUGGCUGGAUAACAAGCACAGUGUCUUUGGACGAGUAACUAAAGGAAUGGAAGUUGUUCAGAGAAUCUCAAAUGUGAAAGUAAAUCCCAAAACUGACAAACCGUAUGAAGAUGUCAGCAUCAUUAAUAUCACUGUGAAGUAAAAUAGAAUUUGAAAAACUUACCUUAAAAAUAAUGUUGUGGGAUCCAAAAGCAAACACACUGAGCAGUGGGACUUCAUUUUUUAAUAGUUCUUCGCUCUGGAAACCCCCAGGACUGAACAAACACCAAUCGUGUAGCUGAAAUGCCCCAAACUGUAUUUUUAAUAACUUUAUAUUUUAAAAUAAAAGGUGACUAUGUUAA